GAUGCUGGUUCUUGUACAGAUUGUUCUCCCCGCCGCCUUCCAUCGUUUUCUGCUCAGGUAGCACCAUCAGCUACAUGUUUCACAUUCUGUGGGUGUUUUUAGAAAGGUUAUUAUGAGUCGCUGCUGGCCUGCAAAUACACAAACAAACAGCUCCCAUUACACUGUCUGUGGCCACAGGCGUUUGACCCGCCAGCUGUCUUAGCUGGCUAUAAACGAGACGCACAGAAUGAUCAAAGAUAAGCUGGCAGUAAAAUCAAAUCCCCUUAAGACAGAAAACAACUCAAUCACGUGGUGAAAGCUUAUGUAACACCAUCCACUCAUUUUACUCGUUAACAAUGUUACUACUUUCUACCACCCGCCUACUCGGAAGAGGAAAAACGUUGCUCCGUGAUCCGGUUAGGAGGAUUUCCGUCAACAUGUCCUCCGGUAAGAGGCUCCGGGUUCUGGUGGACAUGGACGGGGUUCUGGCGGACUUCGAGGGCGGGUUCCUGAAGAAGUACCGAGCCAGAUACCCGGAGGACCCCUUCAUCACCCUGCAGGACAGGAGAGGUUUCUGGGUGUCCACACAGUACGGGCAGCUGCGGAGUGAUCUGUGUGAGAAAGCCAUCAGUAUCUGGGAGUCCAAGGACUUCUUCAUGGAGCUGGAGCCGCUGCCGGGGGGGGUCGAGGCGGUCCGGGAGAUGGCCCAGAUGGAGAACACAGAUGUCUUUCUUUGCACCAGCCCUAUAAACCACAUCCAGCACUGUCCCUAUGAGAAGUAUGCCUGGGUGGAGAAGCACUUUGGUCACGACUUUCUGGAGCAGGUCAUCCUGACCAGAGACAAGACGGUGAUCAGCGGAGACAUCCUCAUCGACGACAAGCCCGAUAUACUAGGUGUGGAGCCCGCACCGACGUGGGAGCACAUCCUGUUCACCGCCUGCCACAACAAGCACCUGUCCCUCAGCCCCCCCCAGAGGAGACUCCUUUCGUGGGCCGACGACUGGAAGGCCAUCCUGGACAGCAGGAGGCAGUGAGGAACUCCAUUACCCAGGAUCCCCAGCCGUUUACUUUCCUCGUUAGCUACAGAUGUGGGGAUGAAAUCACCGCUGAGGCUCAAGGGAACACCGUCUCGUGGAAGUAACUGAAAAAAUAAUAAUGAUGAAAGAGCCAAAUGAACACCUGUACACACUCGUUGGAUGUUUUACUCAGAUAGGAACUACAUUACCCAGAAUCCUUCAUCAAUAGUGACCGAUUUGGGGACGAAAUCAUCGCUCAGGCUCGAGGGAACGCUGUCUUGCACAAUUACCUCUGAAAAAAAAUGGUUAAUUAGACAUUAAUACACAUGUUGGAUGUUUUACACACAGUGAGGAACUACAUUACCCAGAAGCCCCAGCAGUUGACUACUUCAUUAGGGACAGAUUUGGGAUGAAAUCAUCACUGGUUCUCGAGGGAACGCUGUCUCACUGAAUUAACUAAGGCUUAACAGACAUUAUACUCAUGCUGGAUGUUUUCACACCUGUUGCACUCAGAGGACAUGUUAUCGUUAGACCACAGGGGGGCACUCUGAGACCGUGUGUGUGAGCAAACUGUGACACGGUCCGUCUAACAGGGCAGCUUGAACCCACUGUGAGCUGCCUUUUGGCCAUUAUUUUAUGCCGUUCAUCUACUGUCUUCUUUACAAAAGGCUCAUCAGGAGUGUGUGUUAUUAGCGAGGCACAGGACACUCCACUACACACUCACAGUCUCCACGAGUCGUAGGCACUGAGCCAGAUUACUUCACUGUCACAAAGCACAUACAUGUUGUUCUUAUUUCGUAUGUACUCGGUACACAAUCAUCUAUGCAUCAUGAAUGAAACAUAGUAUAUGCAUGUUGCCAAAAACCAUCACACAUGUUGAGUAUGUUGGAAAUAUUACAGAAAGGAACGGUUUAUUGGAAAGUUGGGGGAGAUUUUAUUUAAAAAAGUGAAUAAAAGACGUAUUUCAGAAUGAACCAAAAUGUAAAGGAAAAA
Messenger RNA from Eleginops maclovinus (Patagonian blennie), 1988 nucleotides. RefSeq names its product 5'(3')-deoxyribonucleotidase, mitochondrial-like. Bases 336 to 1013 code for a protein of 225 amino acids. The record is from RefSeq and is a predicted model, not a curated record. Lineage: Eukaryota; Metazoa; Chordata; Actinopteri; Perciformes; Eleginopidae. Gene Ontology annotation, molecular function: 5'-nucleotidase activity. The transcript has 5 exons. Gene Ontology annotation, biological process: pyrimidine deoxyribonucleotide catabolic process. Gene Ontology annotation, cellular component: mitochondrion.